AUGACAACUAUUCCAGUUCCUCAGAGCUGUAUAUACACGGGUGCAACCACCACAGACACUGCUUGGACAUUUCCUACAUACACCACCAAUGCCACUCAACCAACGAGUCUACCCCUGGCUCCAGGGACACUUUCCAACUGUUCAACAUAUACCCAAUAUUAUGCCACAUCGCGUAAUACUUCGACAAUAAAUUCAUGUUAUGUUGUGGCGGGCUUCUACGACGAGGACGUUGAUGACUUUGUAUCUUGGAACCCAUCUUUAUCUUACGACCCCGAUAGUCCAAGCGACUGUCAACUAAAACAAGGAUACCAAUACUGUGCUCAAUUGAAUGUCCCUACGGCGACAGUCACUACCACCGUAAUUUCUGUGACAUCAACUACAAGCACACAACAGGCCACUAGUACGGGGCCAAACGGUGAACCCACGCCAUUACCCAUACAGACUGGAAUGACAUCAAACUGCGAUAAAUUCUAUCUUGUCCAGCCCGACGACGGCUGCUAUGACCUCGCUGCUGCGAAUGACAUUGCUCUAUCGGAUUUUUACUCGUGGAACCCUGCUCUCAAUGGAGACUGCUCGGGGCUGUAUCCUAACUAUUAUGUCUGCGUGGGAGUCUUUUCUAGCACUUCAACGGUGGCUCCGACAACCACCACCACCACGACUACAGCUCCUAAUGGUACUCCUACGCCAACUCAGGCAGGAAUGGUCUCUGGAUGCAAGACAUUUUAUCUAGUGCAGUCCGGUGAUGGAUGCUAUGAUAUAGCUACGAGCUACCAGAUCACACUGGAUCAGUUUUAUUCGUAUAAUCCGGCUGUGGGGGAUGACUGUAGUGGGUUGUGGCCGAAUUACUAUGUCUGUGUUGGGCUUUAG
Messenger RNA from Talaromyces rugulosus, 867 nucleotides. RefSeq lists its product as uncharacterized. The record is from RefSeq and is a predicted model, not a curated record. NCBI's taxonomy places the organism in Eukaryota, Fungi, Ascomycota, Eurotiomycetes, Eurotiales, Trichocomaceae. The coding region runs from base 1 to 867 and encodes 288 amino acids. The transcript has 3 exons.